CUCGUCUUCCUCGAUACGCCUCCUCCUCCUCCCUUUGCAAUUACUCUCCAUUUCUUCACGCAAAACUUCGCUUUGCAGGUGCGUACAAGUUUCACUGUUUUCUCUAACGUUUCGAUUCGGAGAUCUCUAGCGUCUCAGUAUCAUCUUUUAGGGAUUAUUGUGUGUGACUGAUGGCUGAAAGAAAGGUAGCGAAGAAUCCUGGUGGUCCCUCCAAAAGACAGAAGACAAAGACGACGACGACUACACAGCAAGAACCGCGUCUUCUUGGGUCUAGUUUGUGGCUCGAGGAUGGUACAACGCUGCUUCCUGGAUUGUGUUUCAAAGACAGAGACGAGCUGAAGAAGGCGGUGGACUGGCGCUCCAUCAGAGGGGAGCAUAUGUGUGCUGCAAGAGAGACCGGGAACGGGAAGAAGGACGAGUUCACGUUCGAGUGCAUAAGAUGGAAAUGCAACUGGUCGAUCCGUGCGGUUAAGAUGGCAAAGCACGGACUUUUUGAGAUAACCAGUUGUACUGGUCCAGAUGUUUGUGAGCAGCGAGGGAAAAAAACAUGUCCAGAUUAUUUUGACGAGGAGUUUUUAGCGUAUGAGAUCGACCGUGUGGUCGGCGAACACCCCACGCUCUCGGUUGCUGAGUUGCACAAGUGGUGGAAUGAAAAGUUCGGCUCUGAGCAGACUUUUCUCACCCAUCUUGAUGAGGAAGGUGAGGAGGUUAACGAUGCGAGAGGAAAUUUGCAGAACGCGAAGCAGGAAGCUAUGGAAAGACUCUUUGGAGAUUGGUAUCAGAGUUUCGGAUUCGUUCCCAAGUUAAUGUCAGCGCUUCAGUCUUCAAACGGGAUGCUCGUGGACUGGCAGUAUGAUUCUUUGCCUAAUCCUGCAUCCUUUGGCAGUGUGUUUUGGGCGUUUUCACAGUCUGUCCAAGGGUUUCAGCACUGUAGACCUGUGGUUGUUGUGGGCAGCAAAGAGUUGAAGGGUAAGUACGAUAUGAAACUGAUGAUAGCCUCAGGGUUUGAUGCAGCCAACAACUUUUUCCCGCUUGCCUUUGCUGUUACUAAAGAAGUAUCAACCGAUAGUUGGCGCUGGUUUCUCACUAGAAUCAGAGAGAAGGUGACACAAAGGAAGGGUCUUUGCCUCAUUACAAGGCACCACCCGGACAUACUCGCUGUUGUUAACGAACCCGGGUCUCAGUGGAAAGAGCCCUGGGCUUAUCACAGGUUCUGUCUGAACCAUCUGUCCUCCCAAUACUCUCGCCUCUUCCCGGACCACCAACACCUCUUUACAGAGUCUCUUGUGAUGAAGGCUGGGUCGUCGACUCAGAAGGGAGAGUUUGAUUCCUACAUGAAGGAGAUCAAAGAGAAGAGUCCAGAAGGGUGGAAAUGGCUUGGCCAAAUCCCUCCGCACCAGUGGGCUCUGGCUCAUGACAGUGGUCUUAGAUACGGAGUCAUGAAGAUAGACACAAAAGCUUUGUUUGCAGUUUGUAAAAGCUUUCAGAAAGUUGCAAUGACAGGGGGUGUGAUGCUUCUGUUUAGUGAGAUGAAAGACGCUUUUGGCUCGUCGUUGAGCAGUAGCCGUGGCUCUCUCCACCGCGGCGAUCUGUACGCAGAAAAUGUCAUGAAAAACUUUCAAGAGUCUUUGAAAGAUUCCGCUGCUUACGUUGUAAAGACGUUAGAUAGAGAUGCAUAUCAGGUCUCAGCGUCCUCAGAAAAGAAGGAACGCAUGUCCAUGGCCAGGUUGCACUCGUUCGGGAAAUAUAAAGAAUAUAAGGAUGGCGUUGUUCAGUUGAAUGACUCAACCUGCACUUGUGGGGAGUUGCAGGGGAAGAGGUUUCCAUGUCUGCACGCUCUAGCUGUCUGCAAGAAGAUGAAAAUCAACCCUUUGCAGUAUGCAGACGACUGUUACUCUGCUGAACGCUAUUACAAAACUUAUGAGGCUACUUUUUCUCCUGUUCCGAAGUUGUCAACUUGGCCGGAGGCUUUCGGAGUUCCAACAUUGUUUCCCCCUGUCACUUCACCACCUCCACUUAAAGUAUCAGGAAAAGGGAAAGGCAAAAGCAAAGAGCCUCCUAGUGAUGAAGAGUUGAGAAAUGCAAUUCUUGAUAUCUUGAAAGCGAUGCACUUUAAAAUGGCUUCGUUUACUGACAUCAUUAAGCAACUUGCUGACAAGUUUCGAUACGAUCUCACCCCUAGAAAGUCAUCUAUAGAGGUAAUGAUCCAGUAUGAGCUAGAGAAGUAUGCAGCUGAUUCCGAAGAGGUAGAGGGUGAUGAUGAAGAAGAGGAUGAAGAAGAAGAGGAGGAAGAAGGGUUGUGGUAAGGAGGCAAGAGUAUAAGCAGCUUGUUAGACCGAAGAAGAGGAGCAUUAACAUUGGCUCGUUAGGAUUCAUUUCAUGCCCUUUUUGAAAACAAUCUUUUGAACUUUUUUUGCGUAUCCUUUAUACUUAACUGGUUAAAUAGGGUAUUGUGUCAAACUGAACUGAACCAGGAUUAGAACUAAACCAGUAUGACUAUUUUGCUUUGAUGGUUUUACUGAGUUGAUUGCCCUA
Molecule: messenger RNA, 2535 nt
Organism: Raphanus sativus (radish)
Lineage: Eukaryota; Viridiplantae; Streptophyta; Magnoliopsida; Brassicales; Brassicaceae
Exons: 5
Coding region: 171-2306 (711 amino acids)
Molecular function (GO): zinc ion binding
Source: RefSeq, a predicted model, not a curated record